AUGGAGGAAUACAUGGCAGCGGCAAGAAAUGCGACCACAGUCAACGGCAGCAUACCCGAGCCGGACGGGGCAAUUCGAUUCUUUGAGCAGAGCGGCCGGACGCGCCAGCAGCUCCCCGACGAGACGGCUUUUCAGAAGUCGAUAGACGCCUUCGACACAAGCGAGCUCAAAGGGGCGCUCGAAGAUAUGAAGAGCACAAUCAAGGGCGAGGAUGAGAAGAAGGCCUUUAGCGAAGUCAUGGGCCAGCUCGAGAAGGUCUUGGGCCAGAUCGAAGGCGGAAAGGAUCUAGAAAGGUUCUCAGAACAGAUGGAUACAUUCUCGAAAUCGAUUGACCGCGAUAUCGAAGAAGCGACCGCCGAUUUACCACAGGACAUGCUCAAAACGAUAGAUUUCGGCCUACCUGAGCUUUCAGAAGACCUCCCGCUCCCGAUCCAAGGCAUGAAGAGCUCAAGCCCGCAAGUUGUGGAAGGGCCGUGGACGCUGAAUCAGCGUCGCAAGAUCUUCCGUCUCAAUAACGCUAUUUCCGGAGUCUAUAAACGCAUGCAAGAGGUGCCCGGGCCAACAAGGAAGGGGAUUGUGGCUAUAUACAAAACGUACCAUGCGGCAAGGCUCACUCUAGCUCACAGCUGGAGCCAUGUGCCACUCGAAGUGUGGGACUUUCUUUGGAAAGUCUUUUCAGUUGACGAGAGCGUCAACGUGCACCGGCUCGCACACAUUUCCAUGCUUGCCAGAGACAUGACUGAGGCCAAGGUCCCACUAAGUCCGCCCCAGCAGCUCCUCGCCAUCGAAGCAAUGUUUAUGGAAGGUUGGGAGGACAGAGCCGUGGACAGCUGGAAGCGAUGUAUAAGUACCCUUGGUCAAGAGCGCGCCGAGACGUACAAGGACUUUUGGGAAUUAGGCGUGCGGAUGCACUGCCGAUCUGGAAGCUUGGAGCAGGCCCGGCGAGCCGCGCGUAAGCUCAUCGAUAAGCGCAUGGACGCUCGCAUCCUGCUUCCGCUCAUCGGGUCGCUGUCGGAGCAGAACACUGAAGAGAGCCAUCGGGAGGCGUGGGACACCUACCGACAAAUGCGAGAUUUGCUCGGAAAGUCGAUGAAGCUCACCGACUACGACAAGGUUGUGGCCUGCUUCCUGACUACCGGCCAAACCGAAAACGCGCUGUACGCAUUCGUCGACAUGAUGAGCGACGGCCAGAUCGACCUGACGGUGCAAAAAUACAUGCCAUCCGUCGUGGCCAACAAGUUCUUCGUCGGCAAGUGGCUGAAGCGCCUGAUUGGCGCCGGGGACAUGGACGGGGCGCACAGCGUGGUCGAGUUCAUGCGCACAAAGGGCGUCGAGGCGUCGCCUAUCCAGAUCAACGGCUUGAUCGGCGCCUGGCAGCGCUCCGGUGGCGCCCGGGACCUGGAACGCUCCGAGCAGGUGGCGUGGGAGAUGAUCCAGAACCGCAUCGACUUUGUGAGAGCACGCAAGAGCGCGUCCGCCAAAGACCUAAAGAAGACGGCGGUGGCUGCAGCUGCGGUGCGCGCGCCGUUACCGCGCGCCACACUCGAGACGUUUUGCAUCCUCGCCGAAAACUAUCGUCUCCGGGAGCGGCACGAGCGGCUGGCGGCGCUAUGGGACGCCUCCCGCGAUGCGGAAAUAUGCCCCGACGCUUUCAUGAUGAACCAGCUUCUCGAGGCGCACAUUCAGGCGGGCCAGCACAGGGAGGCGCUCGCGCUGUACGGGCAGCUCGUCGUAGAGGACCGCGGCGUGCGGCCGGACCCGUACACCUUCAGCGCGCUGUGGAAGACUCUCGCAGUGAACCGGCUGCACGUCGUGCCGCCCGAAAUGGCAGACGAGGCGGUCGCGGCGUUGCGGCGGCUGUUCGCGGAGACGGUCGCUCAACGCGCCGUGUUUGGUGGCAACGACGGCGCCACCACCAUGGACGGGCAGCUGGCGCGCAAGAUCCUGCACACGUUCCGCCGCGCCAGGGACCCCGCGGGCUUCGUCGUCGCGCUCGCCGCGCUCCGCGACGUCUUCAGCUUCGCCGCGCCGGCUGAGGCGCUCGUGCUUGAGCUGGUGCUCGGCACCACCCGACUCGCGUGGGAUGCCCCCGCGCCCCGCCGCAAGCUGCUGCAAGCGAAGCGCGAGCUCGAUCGCGAGCUGCUCGCCGCCGGGGGUGCUGGCGACGAAGAUGGCGAGGGUCGCGGCCGCGCGCUGGCCGCGCAUCUGGAGCGCCUCGGGCUGGAGCAGCUCGGCGGCACGGAGGCGGCGCGGGAGCCGCUGGCCGCGGCGGCCAGGGACAUGGGUGUGGACGAGCUGCUGAGGCCCGGGGCGGUUGCGGGUGGUUGGGCAUAG
This is a messenger RNA of Cordyceps fumosorosea ARSEF 2679, 2334 nucleotides long. Its product is annotated as pentatricopeptide repeat protein. NCBI's taxonomy places the organism in Eukaryota, Fungi, Ascomycota, Sordariomycetes, Hypocreales, Cordycipitaceae. The coding region runs from base 1 to 2334 and encodes 777 amino acids. The transcript has a single exon. The record is from RefSeq and is a predicted model, not a curated record. Gene Ontology annotation, molecular function: protein binding.